ACUACAAAUUUAUUGAUAUAGAAAAAUAUACAUAUAUACUAUAUAUCCCCGAAAAAAAUCUAAAAGAUUGCAAAGCCAUUUGAAAAGUGAAACUUAAGCAAAAAAGUGUGUUAACAAGGUGAAGCACUUGAAUUAACAACAAGUUAUUAAUCUACAAGACACUCCCCAACAUCUAUAUACUAAAUAUUAAAAACAAGCACAGAGCUAAGUUGCACAAUGAAGAAGCUGUCAUUAAAUAUGUGUUCCCGCAAAAUAAAGAUCUCGGUGAUGCUGUUUCUUGUCCUUAUACCCAUCUUCACAGCUUUACCACAUAAUCACAAUCUAUCAAAACGCAGCAAUUUCUUUGACUUGGAGUGCAAGGGUAUUUUCAACAAGACCAUGUUCUUUCGUCUGGAUCGCAUUUGUGAGGAUUGCUAUCAGUUGUUCCGGGAGACGAGUAUACAUCGAUUAUGCAAGAAAGACUGCUUUGAUUCAAAAUGGUUUGGCGAAUGCCUUAAAGUGCUGUUAAUUCCACCGGAAGAAAUAACGAACUUGCAGCAUUUUUUAAGAGUAGUGAAUGGUUCGCCCAUAACGUUCAAUAUGUCACCGGUUCAAACAUAACUUUAAGUCAGCCCCCAAGUCAACACCCACAGCACAGCACACCACCCAAUCAACCACCCAUAUAUAUACCCAAAAAACAAGCCACACAACCAUAAGAGUGGAGAAAUCCAAGACACAUUACACCGAACCCGAUCCGAGACAACAUCAGAAAGUGACGAAAGUGAAGCAGAAAAAUUAAAUAUACAACGCCCAAAUUUAAUUCGUACUUAUUUAUUACUAUAUAUGUUUUUUAAAAAAAUCAAUUAUUUUUUAAUUAAUUUAUUUAAACAAAAACAAAAAACAAACAAAGCAAAACGUUAUGCAUGAAAAGUGAGAAAAGAAGAUGAUGUUAGGGGAUACCGAAAGCCGAAGUAUUUAUUUAAUAAGUAUUCUUAGCUUGUUUUACUUUUAUUAUUGU
This is a messenger RNA of Drosophila willistoni, 997 nucleotides long. RefSeq names its product ion transport peptide (gene ITP). The coding region runs from base 217 to 600 and encodes 127 amino acids. The record is from RefSeq and is a predicted model, not a curated record. The transcript is spliced from 3 exons. Gene Ontology annotation, cellular component: extracellular region. NCBI's taxonomy places the organism in Eukaryota, Metazoa, Arthropoda, Insecta, Diptera, Drosophilidae. Gene Ontology annotation, molecular function: neuropeptide hormone activity. Gene Ontology annotation, biological process: circadian rhythm.